AGUCCUUCUGGCUGAAAGGAUGAUCGCCAGGCCCGCCGUCGUUCGUGUUACUCUCCUUCGAUUCUGCCGCCGGCGGUAAUAGUCAGUUGUUUGGUUAUUGGCUUCUUUUAUGAUCUCUCGCCCGCCAUGGCCAGGAAGCCGUUAUUAUUCCCGCGUCUUUCGCUUCUCUUCUUAAUAUGCUCGAGCUGUGCUUGGGUUGGUAAUGGGGCGGCAUACGAGCCGGUUUUGGUGCCAGCACCACCAUUUAAUGGGAGGGGGGUUGUUGUUGGAGGGGCGGGAGGAGCCGAGCCGGUAUGGAGGAGGGCAGCCGGCGAGGUGGAUGUCCCACGUCCCCGGUCCCCGCCUGCAGAGCCGGCCCACGCCGUACGGGACGGGUGUCAGGCCAUGAUCACGCCGCCUCCAUCACUAUUAGCCCGGCAAGACCAAGGGCAAAUUCAGGCGCUCAGCAACCAGCUGGAGCAGGUCAGCGGCCAGUUCCGAUCGGUCAGCCAGGCGAGCCAACAAGUGAGCCAGUCCAGCCAGCAGCUCAGCCAGUCGCUACAGCAGGCCACCCAACGGCUCAGCCAGACGGAGCAGCAGCUGGCAAGCGCCCGCCUGCAGCAGGGUAACGCGGAAUCCGCCUCGCGAUCCAUGUCGCAAGCCUCGGCGGAGGCGUCACGUCGGGGAGACGAGGCAAGAGCCAGCGCAGACCGCGCCAUCUCGCAGGCGAUCCGUUCGGCAUCGCAGAGCGCCAACCGUGCCCUGUCCGAGAACAUGGCGAGCGUGACUAGCUCGAUGGGCGCCAGCUUCUCGAGUGCUCUCCGAUUGGCUAGCCAGAGCGCAGCGGAUGCGUCCAGGUCGGCGGCAAGCGUGGCACAGAAAGCAGAAGCCGAUGCCACGGCUUUGCGGGACCAAGCCAACACACAAAUCCAACAAGCUCAGGGGGCCGCGCUUUCCGUGACGCAAACCGCCUUAGCAGUAGUAGGCGGCAUCAUCGGCUCAUCGCUGCUCACGGGCGUUGUGUUCGUGCUCGUCCUCCGCCGGAAGCGAAACAAGCGCCGCCGACUCGGCGGCGGCGGCGGCGGCGGCGGCGAGGGCAUCAGUGGACCCAUCGGCUACCCCCAACUCACAGGCACCUCCAACAAAGCCUACUCAGUCUCCUCCGCCAAAAAGGGCUACGCCGCCAGCGACGUCGACAGCCGCAGCAGCACCUACAGCACCGACGACAACGGCUUCCACUUCCCCGCCGACAUCAAGAAACCACCAACCGCAGCAACGACCAUCCCAAGAAAAGGGGUAACCCCCAGCGGUGUCGGCUACGCAGUCAGCUACUACGGCCCGCGCAAAUCCACCACCAUCACAUCCACCACCACCACCACCGGGGCCCAAAACCCGCCCCCCAAAUUCCAGCUCGGCAAUCCACCCCCACCAAGGGCAACAACCCAAACUGCAACACAACCCGCCGCAACAACAGCGUCGUCAGCAGGAGGCGGCAAAUUCAGCCUCUUCCCCAGCCCCAAGCCCGCCAAUCCCGUCUCGCCACCGGCAGCCGCGGCAGCGGGGGCGGCGGCAGGGAACAGGACUUCGAAUGGGAGUGUGCCGCCGAGUCUGGACCGGUGGUUGAGGGACGGGACGGAUGUGAGUCCGUUUGCGACGCUGAAGGGGUAGUAUAGUGUAGUAGUGAUAAGGGUUGGGAGGGGG
Messenger RNA from Chaetomium fimeti, 1680 nucleotides. RefSeq lists its product as uncharacterized. The record is from RefSeq and is a predicted model, not a curated record. The coding region runs from base 127 to 1647 and encodes 506 amino acids. The transcript is spliced from 2 exons. Lineage: Eukaryota; Fungi; Ascomycota; Sordariomycetes; Sordariales; Chaetomiaceae.